CCGCCUUGGUAUAUCUGCGUCUGCGCAGCGCUCCUGUGGAGCCAGUCGGGACGGAGGAGACAAGAUGGCGCUCCGGGCGAUGCGGGGGAUGGUGAACGGGGCCGCACCCGAGCUGCCCGUGUCCACCAGUGGGCCGGUGGCGGGAGCUCGGGAGCAGGCGUUGGCGGUCAGCAGGAACUACCUCUCCCAGCCUCGGCUCACAUAUAAAACAGUAUCUGGAGUCAAUGGUCCUCUGGUGAUCUUGGAUCAUGUGAAGUUUCCCAGAUAUUCUGAGAUUGUCCACUUGACAUUACCAGACGGCACAAAGAGAAGUGGGCAGGUUCUGGAAAUCAGCGGUUCCAAAGCAGUGGUUCAGGUGUUUGAAGGGACUUCAGGUAUAGAUGCCAAGAAAACAUCCUGUGAGUUUACUGGAGAUAUUCUCCGGACACCGGUGUCUGAGGAUAUGCUUGGUCGAGUAUUCAAUGGAUCAGGAAAACCCAUUGACAGAGGUCCUGCUGUGCUGGCUGAGGACUUCCUUGACAUCAUGGGUCAACCAAUCAAUCCUCAGUGUCGAAUCUACCCAGAGGAGAUGAUUCAGACGGGCAUCUCUGCCAUAGAUGGCAUGAACAGCAUUGCUCGGGGACAGAAAAUCCCAAUCUUCUCUGCUGCUGGCUUACCACACAAUGAGAUUGCAGCUCAAAUCUGUCGCCAGGCUGGCUUGGUAAAGAAAUCCAAAGAUGUAAUGGAUUACAGUGAGGAGAAUUUUGCAAUUGUGUUUGCUGCUAUGGGUGUGAACAUGGAAACUGCCCGCUUCUUCAAAUCUGACUUUGAAGAAAAUGGCUCAAUGGACAAUGUCUGCCUCUUUUUGAACUUGGCUAAUGACCCAACUAUUGAGCGGAUUAUCACUCCUCGCCUGGCCCUGACCACAGCUGAAUUUCUGGCGUACCAGUGUGAGAAGCAUAUACUGGUUAUCCUGACAGACAUGAGUUCUUAUGCUGAAGCACUUCGAGAGGUCUCGGCAGCCAGGGAGGAGGUCCCUGGGCGACGAGGUUUCCCGGGCUACAUGUAUACGGAUUUAGCCACAAUAUAUGAGCGUGCAGGCCGAGUAGAAGGACGCAACGGCUCCAUUACUCAAAUCCCUAUUCUCACCAUGCCCAAUGAUGACAUCACUCACCCCAUCCCUGACCUGACUGGGUAUAUCACAGAGGGCCAGAUCUACGUGGACAGACAGCUGCUCAACAGACAGAUUUACCCACCUAUCAAUGUACUGCCCUCCCUCUCACGGUUAAUGAAGUCUGCUAUUGGAGAGGGGAUGACGAGGAAGGACCAUGCCGAUGUGUCUAACCAGCUGUAUGCAUGCUAUGCUAUCGGUAAGGAUGUACAAGCCAUGAAAGCCGUAGUGGGAGAAGAAGCCCUUACCUCAGAUGAUCUUCUUUACUUGGAAUUUCUGCAGAAGUUUGAGAGGAACUUCAUUAGUCAAGGUCCUUACGAAAAUCGCAGUGUCUAUGAGACUUUGGACAUUGGGUGGCAGCUGCUCCGAAUCUUCCCCAAAGAAAUGCUGAAGAGAAUCCCUCAGAGCACCCUGAGUGAAUUUUACCCUCGAGACUCCGCAAAGCAUUAGUCGGUGCUGCUUCUGUGGCAUACCCCUCUUGUGAAAUAUUGGUUCUGUUUUCUUGAUUCCUUUUGCACUCCUCCAUCCCCACCUCAGUGUGGGAAUUUACCGUGUUACCCUGUAAUUAAAAGCAAAGAGUAGGUAACAUAUUGUGCCAGUGUUGCAAUGUCUAAACUGCUAACAGACUUGAAAAUAUCCUCACUCUGAAAACCUGAUCUUCAGGGCUUUAAGUAGCUGUGGGGAUGGAGGUAAAGUUUUCUUACGGAUGUAUGUAUUUGUACAUAAUAGUGCAGUCGGUUUCCUAAUAAUGUCCUCAUUGUUUGGGCCUCCCAGACCUCACCUCUCAGCCCCCUCGAGAGUAUCACUGUCUGAAGCUAAGUGCUUUAGGGAUCGAAGGGCAAGACUGAAGAAGCCUCCUCUCACAGGAGCCAAGGGGCUCUUCGUCGAGCCUUCUCUUUUGGGUUGUUGGUGUGCCUGUGGUCUGCUCUGCUCUAAGCAGAUGGCUUUUACUCUCCACCCGCUCUUUCCAGUGUAAUAAAUCCUUAGCAGAAGGC
Molecule: messenger RNA, 2145 nt
Organism: Heterocephalus glaber (naked mole-rat)
Lineage: Eukaryota; Metazoa; Chordata; Mammalia; Rodentia; Bathyergidae
Gene: Atp6v1b2
Product: ATPase H+ transporting V1 subunit B2
Biological process (GO): proton transmembrane transport; ATP metabolic process; vacuolar acidification
Cellular component (GO): proton-transporting V-type ATPase, V1 domain
Molecular function (GO): ATP binding; proton-transporting ATPase activity, rotational mechanism
Source: RefSeq, a predicted model, not a curated record